Sorghum bicolor (sorghum) is the source of this 2124-nucleotide messenger RNA. Its product is annotated as inactive beta-amylase 9. The record is from RefSeq and is a predicted model, not a curated record. Gene Ontology annotation, biological process: polysaccharide catabolic process. The transcript has 2 exons. NCBI's taxonomy places the organism in Eukaryota, Viridiplantae, Streptophyta, Magnoliopsida, Poales, Poaceae. Bases 244 to 1833 code for a protein of 529 amino acids. Gene Ontology annotation, molecular function: beta-amylase activity.
UGCAAGGCUGCAAUUAUUUGCGGCACGCUGGCCUCCUGCCACGUGGCACCCGCGUCCUGCCCCCUCGGCUUUACCUCACCUCCUCGACCAUAAAUACGCGCGCGCCAAAAAUUAGGAUGAAAAAUCAGUAGUACUACUACCAUCCAUCCACUCAAGCGAACCGACCAGAAAAGUGCAAAGCGCAGCGACCGACGCGUCCCGACCAGCUGACGUGGUAGGCACAGGACACUAGGGAAGCAGCCGAUGGAGGCCGCGCUGAUGCAGCAGGCGGCGGCGGCGGCGGCGGCGAGGUGGCGGUGCGUGGGGGACGCGUCGCUGGCAGGACACGGACAGCAGCACCUAGCCGGCGUCGUCCGGCUCGGCGUGGCGCGGCGUGCGGCCAGCCGGGCGGUCCGGGCCAGUAGUAGCACCAGGCUGCUGGCCCCCGUGCGCGCGCUCGUCUCCGAGGCCGCCGGCGAGCGGGCGGCGGAGGGCGAGGAAGAGGAGGGCGCGGCGGUGAGGCUGUUCGUGGGCCUCCCCGCGGACGCGGUGGUCUCGGACGGCCGCGGCGUGAGCCGCCCCAGGGCCGUCUCGGCGGCGCUGCGCGCGCUCAAGCUGCUCGGCGUCGACGGCGUGGAGCUGCCGGUGUCCUGGGCCGUCGUGCAGCCAGGGGCCGGGGGAUGGUUCGAGUGGGCCGGGUACCGCGCCGUCGCCGCCAUGGUCCGCGACGCCGGGCUCCACCUCCGCGUCUCGCUCCGCACCGACGGCGACGCGCUCCCCGAGUGGGUGGCCGACGCCGCGGACGCCGACCCCGACGUCCUCUUCACGGACCGGUCUGGGCACCGCCGCGUCGGGUGCCUAUCCUUCGCCGUCGACGAGCUCCCUGUGCUCCUCGGCAAGUCGCCGCUCCAGGCCUACGAGGCCUUCUUCCGCAGCUUCGCUGACGAGUUCGAGGACUUCUUGGGGUCAACAAUCACGGAUGUGACUGUCAGCCUGGGUCCUAACGGCGAGCUCCAGUUCCCGUCAUACCCGCCGGGGAACCAUGGCGCCGGUGGCUACGCCGGCAUCGGCGAGUUCCAGUGCUACGACAAGUACAUGCUGGCCCGGCUGAAGCGUCACGCCGAGUCGUCGGGGCAGCCGCUGUGGGGCCUGUCAGGCCCACACGACGGGCCGCGGUACGACGAGUCGCCGGAGUCGUCCGCCUUCUUCAGGGAGCCAGGGGGCUCGUGGAAGUCGGCCUACGGGGAGUUCUUCCUGUCCUGGUACGCCGGGGAGCUCCUGGCGCACGGCGACCGCGUCCUGGCCGCGGCGUCCAGGGCGUUGGGCGGCAAGCCCGUGGCGCUGUCCGCCAAGGUGCCGCUCCUGCGCGGGCCGAGCCCCGUCGACGCCACCGCGGGGCUCCACGGCGGGUACGGCCCGGUCGCGGAGAUGUUCGCGCGGCACGGGUGCGCGGUGAUCGCGUCGGGCGUGGAGGCACAGCCGGACGCCACGGCGGAGGAUCGCCUGGCCCGGCUCAAGGCCGCCUGCGCGGAGCACGGCGCGCGUCUCGCGGCGGAGAGCGCGCCACUCGCCGCGGCGCGCGACGGCGCCGGCGCCGCGGGCGGCGUCUGGCUGUCCGCCGGGCGCACCCGGCCGUGCCAGUUCACGUACCAGCGGAUGGGCGCGGAGUUCUUCUCGCCGGCGCACUGGCCGCUGUUCGUGCAGUUCGUGCGCGCGCUGGAGUGCCCCGAGGAGGCCCAUGAGGACGACCUGCCGGGCAGCGCUGACGGCGGCGCUCGGCUCACCGUGCCGUCCGCGGCCGCGGCCGCCCCGCGCGGCGAAGCCACGAGGGAGGUGCAGAUUCAGACCGUGUGAAUCGCAGGGAAGGCAUUUGUCACGUAGUAUUCUUGAUGUGUAGUAAGAGUAUUGGGCAGUAAAUAAAUUUGAGCUGAUACUUUUAUCAGUGUGAAGUGGGAACCAAGAGCGGGAGUGUAUGCUAUAGUAUAUUACUAGGAUUAGUACGUACUGAUCCAUUGGUAUAUCUUUUCAUCGUGAUAAUGAUGCAUUCCUGUUGUUGUUGCGUUGAAAAACUGUGCAUCGUGGUGUUCCCUCAAGGAUCACAAGAUGAGAUAUUUCUGCUCCAGUGAUUUAUGAUUAUGAUUUUGG